Molecule: messenger RNA, 684 nt
Organism: Kalmanozyma brasiliensis GHG001
Lineage: Eukaryota; Fungi; Basidiomycota; Ustilaginomycetes; Ustilaginales
Product: GNAT domain protein
Exons: 1
Coding region: 1-684 (227 amino acids)
Molecular function (GO): acyltransferase activity, transferring groups other than amino-acyl groups
Source: RefSeq, a predicted model, not a curated record
AUGUUCAGCGUGCUCAGGAUUUCAGAUCCGAGCCUGAGCGCAUCUCAGCAAUCUGACUAUGCACAAAAGUACACCGACCUGCGCAUCACGGCGCUCGAACGCUCCCCCCACGCCUUUUCGACUACGGUUGCGAUCGAGUCGCAGCUCAACACAUCGCAGCGACUAGCACGCCUCCGCGAGCCGCAAAAGACCAUCUUUGUCUGCAUUAGCGACGCCACGGGCGACUGGGUGGGACAGGUGACGCUCAUUGGCCCCAUGACACGAUCAGAGUACGAUGCUUCGUUCCAAAUCCUGCCCGGCACGCAGAGCGCCCAGUCUCCUUCGCUCGAUGACGACCCGAACGGCGCAUACUGGCACAUGACCGCGCUCUACGUCGACGAUAGGAUACGUGGUCGCGGUCUCGCCCGCCUGCUCUGCGACAAGUGCUUCGACUACAUCGGCACCGGUCAGCUGCGCAUCCUCAUCAAGCCCGACAACACAGCGGUCAUUGAGAUGUACAAAUACAUGGGAUUCGAGGUGCUCGAUGCCAAGACGACGCUGUUAGAGGCGAUCCACGCGAGUCGGGACAGCUUCGAUAGGGUGCCGGAAGACGCCAAGACAGAUCCGGCGUACACAACACGGUCGGGCAUUGUCAUGAUCAAACGGCUGCAGAGUUCAUCACAGGCAAGCUGUGAAAAACAGUAG